Cyclocybe aegerita is the source of this 1767-nucleotide messenger RNA. The record is from the annotation of a GenBank genome assembly. Lineage: Eukaryota; Fungi; Basidiomycota; Agaricomycetes; Agaricales; Hemipholiotaceae.
AUGAUCCCCCAUGAGGCUGGGGCAUGUCCAAGGAUGAGCCUUCGCCGCCCGCGCUCCUCCCCCUUUGCCCCCAUGUACCUCCCCCUUCUGUGNNUCGGCUCCUGGGUGGUGUCCGCGACUGCCCCAACCCCCACGCUCAGCAAGAGGAAUAACGCGCCCACGAGAUUUGUUACGACUCAGGAUGGCCAGUUCAAGUUCAACGGAAGCGACCUUGAUUUCGUUGGAACAAAUGCGUACUGGUUACCUUCUCUAAACACCGACGAGGAUAUAGACUUUACGUUGGGCAAUAUGUCGGCGAACGGGAUCAGAGUCGUCAGGACUUGGGCGUUCAAUGAUGUUGAGUCUAUUCCAGAGAACGGAACAUGGUUCCAGCUCAUCUCGAACGGUACUGUGGAAAUCAACAAUGGGACCAACGGACUGCAGAAAUUGGACACCGUCGUUCGGUUGGCUGAGAAGCACGGGCUCUUCUUGCUACUCUCCCUCACGAAUAACUGGAAUCCUCGCCCUCUUUUCGAGAACACAACCAUCUCCAUCCAGGCCCGCGAUGUCACACCCGGGACGAACAACUCCCUCCCUCGUGGCACCCUCAGUAACGAUUAUGGAGGAAUGGAUGUCUAUGUCCGCCAGCUUGGAACUAAUACCACCAAAUCUCACGACGAUUUUUACCAAGACCAAACAAUCAUCGACGCAUUCCUAAACUAUACAACCCAGGUUGUCUCUCGUUACGUUGAGAGCCCUGCAGUUUUCGGAUGGGAGUUGGCAAACGAUCCUAGAUGUAACUCUAGCAUUCCCUCCACUCCCUCAUGCAACCCGCAAGUGAUUACGCGGUGGCACUCAACAGUCGCGGCCCACGUGAAGACCAUCGAUCCUAAUCAUCUUGUCUCCUCUGGCAAUCAAGGGUUCCUUUGCACAGGUUGCCCAAAGCUCUUCCCGCGCGUUCCUCCUCCUCAGACGUCCGCGACCCCCAGUCGACGUCGCGCUGUUGUCUCCAAGCCUCUGACAAAGCGAAAAAUCCUUGAAGACCGUAAGGCAGCAUUUAAAAGGACGCGCAACGCGAAAAAGAGGAGCACCGGAACAUCUGGAGGCAUUCGUAUCCGCGGACGAUGGAUGUCAACAGAAACGAGGAGACAAGACGACCAAGACAUUGGCGCCGCCUUCGACGGCUCGCAGGGAAUCGACAGCGAGGAUAUCAUCAACAUCCCUCAAAUUGGCUUUGGGACAUUCCAACUCUUCCCGGACCAGAAUGUCUACGGUCCUGAUGAUCCAAACCUGCCUGCUUUCAAUAACACUGUCGAACAAGGCAUCCAGUGGAUCAGAGCACAUGCCGCCCUAGGUGCAUUGUUUGGUAAACCUGUUACGUUGAACGGCUUCGGUCUUGUCACCCAAGGGAACGCCCCGUUCUUCGUACCUUUCAAUUCCACUCAAGCGCCGUUCGGACCUGAUGCUGCCCCUCCGCCGACACCGACCCAGCAGCCCUUCGGUGUUACAGAUGCACAACGAGACGAUGCCUACACCCAAUGGCUUCAAACCGGUCUGCAGAGUGGUCUCCAAGGCAUGCUCCAAUACCAGUGGUCGCAAGACAAUUUGACGGCUGCCGUUGGUACUGUGGUCACCCCCACAGUCACCGGCCCUGGUACAGUCCCAACAGUCACUGGAAUCGGCGUCUCGCCCAACGACGGUUAUAGCAUCCAAGGGGCUGGUCAACAGCAAGUUGUGGAUACUAUCCGACAGGCUGCACAAGCAUUCGGUUCUGACGCUUCUCUAUGA